Molecule: messenger RNA, 4280 nt
Organism: Gasterosteus aculeatus aculeatus (three-spined stickleback)
Lineage: Eukaryota; Metazoa; Chordata; Actinopteri; Perciformes; Gasterosteidae
Gene: sec16b
Product: SEC16 homolog B, endoplasmic reticulum export factor
Biological process (GO): Golgi organization
Cellular component (GO): endoplasmic reticulum exit site; ER to Golgi transport vesicle membrane
Source: RefSeq, a predicted model, not a curated record
UGAACGUUCAGCUGCGAUACACUCCGCGCUGACCAGGAGUCAGUUUCACGGUGAGCACAAACCGGAAAACCAUCACUAAAACUGACCGGAGACCAGCUCAAUCCCAACUCCAAGUAACCGUCUUCGGCGGUACGCUGCAUCUUCUCUACCGGCAACGUGGCAGCACUCACCACUUCAAAGUCACACGCACACACACGUGUGACCCACAAUCCGGGGACACGCGCAGGUUACACAGAAUGGACUAAAAUCUUUGUCUUUUGUUGGAGUCAUUCUGGAGAUGGACGUGACUUCCUCUCUUCCAGCCCUGUUGGACUGCAGCUGUCAAGCUUCUCUGGGUUUGCUCCACUGUUCCCUCUCAGCUCCCCCAACACACUCACAAUGCAUGUGGAGCGGGGAUGAAGCACCGUUCUGGUCCUGGAUGGUAUGAUUGGUGUCAAGGGAGGCGGAACUUGCGUGAGGGGGUCAUCAUGGAUCACCGAGGUCACCCCCGGCCCGACCCUUACAGGACUAAAGAGAGAGAGGACUACAGGUACAGGGACCAGAGCUACCAACAGCUGAACCCCAGAGAGGGGGACGGGCACUGGGUUCAAACAGAUGCCCGCUACAGGCCUCACUUCACUAGUCCUCCGGCCAGACCGGAGGAGUAUCCUCACAACGCGCCGCAGUAUCCUUAUGGCUACGGCCGCCCGGAACCCCAGUCCAGGCAUGGGUAUGACUAUCCACCGUACAGCCACUGGGACUACAGAGACCCUAACUACAGUUACUAUGACCAUGACUACUAUAGGGGACAACGUGGACGACAAGAUGCUGCCCCGUGGGGGCCCCAGGACUCCUCCAGAACGGCCCCUUAUCACGACGGGACACACAGCCAUGAGCACUCAGGGAGCUCCUACACUGACGAGCACAGGUACGACCAAGGCCGAGGCCACCCCCAGCAUUACCUGAAGCCCUACGAGGAGACUCCCUCCAGAGACAAUGAAGAGGUGUCCUCGUACUACCCGGGGACAUUGGAAAGUUCCAAAAACUCAGGGCUGUCCUCCAGCAGCUGUGAGCUGAGUCAGUACAUCAACGGAGCUGAGCACAGCGGCUCAGUCCACACACCUGAAGCAGAGCACGGGCCGAUGCACCAGAUGUCCGCUCCUCUCAAGUACUCGAUCCCCCACGUGGUGGUGAGCUUUGGGCCAGCAGGCCAGCUGAUUCGGGUCACUCCGGGCUUGUCCACACGGGAGAACAUCAGCCAGCUGGAAAUCCACAGUCUGGAGGUAAUUCUGGGAGAGACAAAGGAUCAGCAGGAGAUGAGAAACUUCCCAGGGCCCUUAACCAGGGAGGAUCUGCACAAAGUGGACGCUCUGGAGUUUGCCCACCAGCGGGCCGGCGCCUGCGUGAGCGGCGACACGCUGCACGAUAAGAGCUCCGCUGCCCUCCUGUGGAAUCUGCUCAUCCUACUCUGCAGACAGAAUGGACAAAUAGUGGGCUCGGAUAUCGCAGAGCUGCUGAUGCAAGGCUCACAUUCAGACGGAAGCUGGGAGUCAGACACUCCCACACUCAUCGACUUCAGUGAGGGUACAACUGCUGCAGCACCGCCUCGCGCAGGAGAUGACCUGCUCACGGGAAACUGGAGCAGCUUCAGCUCCGAGAACUCUGAGAAGGCCCUGCAGAGCUACACUCAACUGCUGCUGGCUGGACGGAAGAAGGAGGCGUUGGAGUCAGCUAUGAGCAGUGGCCUGUGGGGGCACGCAUUGUUCCUCGCCAGCAAAAUGGACAACAGGUCCUACACCAACGUGCUGAACAGGUUUACAGGCCAGCUAACGGCCAGUGAUCCCCUCCAGACCCUCUUCCAACUGCUGACUGGGAGAAUCCCUGUGGUAUCCAUGAGCUGUGGGAAUGAAAAGUGGGGAAACUGGAGGCCCCAUCUGGCUGUCAUGCUUUCCAACGAAACAGGAGACCCUGCCGUCCAACAGAAGGCCAUCGUCACCAUGGGGGACACACUCGCCUCCAAAGGCCUCGUACAUGCCGCCCAUGUGUGCUACCUGACAGCCAGCGUGCCCUUCGGGGGAUUCAUGCAGAAGGCGGAUAGACUGGUGCUUCUGGGCAGCAGCCACAGGCAAUCCUUUGAGUACUUUGCCACCAACCUUGCCAUUCAAUGCACUGAAUUGUAUGAAUACUGCCAGACACUUGGGGGCAAAUGUUUUUUGCUGCCAUCCUUUCAGGUGUAUAAGUUCCUGUAUGCGAGUCGACUGCUGGACUGCGGCCUUGCGUCUCAGGCCUUUCAUUACUGCGAGGUGGUGGGCCGGGCGAUCCUCGGGCAGGGGGGGCCUUUCCUUGUGCUGAUUGGAGAGGUGAUCAAGCUGUCAGACCGGCUGAGACACUCGGAGGGUCAGUUCAGUGAAGCAGGUCUCAGCGGAGCCGGGCAGGAACCCGACUGGCUGACACAGCUGCGUUUCAGGCACCACGCUUUACAGACUGGGAGAUACGACUGUGCUGAAACAUCUCAGUCGCCUCCUGAGGGAAGUGCUUCGGCCCAUGAGCACAACACAGUGUCCUUAGAAUCGCAACUGGAUGCCCUAAACCGGGACAUCCAGAGUCCAGAGCCGGAACUCCUUUACUACAGUGGCCCUGAGCAUCUAGUCGAAGGAAUCACUGAGGACAUGAACGUGUUGUCGUGUAACGACCGCAGCGCUGAGGACUGGAGCCAAAUGCCACACGCCAAUUCUCCAAUGCCAGUGCCGCAGGUUUAUUCCCCCCCAGCACCCCCAGUGACUGCGUGCCAAGCCUUCAGUUAUCAUAACACAGAUAGUGCUGAAGUCAGAGCCGCCUCGCCACAUUGUCCUCUAAGUAAUCAGCCAUCAGUAGCACAGGGUGCUGGGCCGUCCUCUGGCGCAGACACAAUGGGGGUUCAGAUGCUUGAGGUGAACGUCAGUCAGCAGGGGCAGUGCCAGCAGAGCGUGCAGCAAGGUUUCGAAGGCUCCGAGCUGACCAGCGAACCUCCUCAACAGAGCACCAAAGCAGGAUGGUUUAGCGGCUGGUUCAAGUCGAAGCCCAGAGAAGUUCCCGAGGGGAGUUCAGAGCAGAGGAGCCCGGCUCAGAUGGAACUACCGCCGACUGCUGGCUUCUCUCCUCCUCCUCCGCCUGCCAUGUUUCCAUCUCAGCCGUCCUCUGCUGGGAUCAACCCCUUUUCAAGAAAAGCAGGCCAGCAGCUGGGGUAGCAGCCCUGUCCACACCAAUAACAUGUAUCCCCGGAUUCGGGGAUGUCGGACCAGCUGUCAUUCACACGGCCUUUGUGUCCAAUGGGAGCUUCAGCUAAGCUUGGAUGAAGAUCAAUCAUAUCCAUUAUACCCCUGCACAUUUAUUUUUAAAGGAUGUCCUUUCAACCCCCCACAGCUUUGCUCACCAUCAUGUUGCAUAUUAAAUACAGAAAUACUGUACCGGCAUAGUAACUCAUGUUGCAAAAGUGCUUUCUAAACGCUGACAGCGGGGAAAUUACCAGUGGAUGCCGGACAUAAUCGGGGGACGGGAUAUCCUAAUUGACCCCGUUAACCAUUUAUGUACAAGAGAUUUGACCAGGACUGCCAGGCUACGUGCCGCAGGGGAAUUUGCUAAAUCCAAGUUAUAUUUAGCAGUGUAAAUCCAUCCAUCCAUCAUCUUUUUAUGAUCACAUGUACACCCACGAUACAGAAUUAUUCAACAAUUAUAAACAAAUUUAACAUAAAGGAGUUGAUAACUAAGAUGUAAUCCAAUGCCGAGGUUGUUUAUUAGCUUCAGUGGAGCCACCCAAGCAGAGUAAGUCUGACUUUGCAGUCUGAACAUUAUGUGAUCAUGUUAACCUUCUUUAAACUGUAUAUACUGUAACUUGAGUUGUGAUGCUGCCCAGAAGGAUGAUACCACGUGGUGCGAGGGGAUGGGGGGAUUUGGAAAGACCUCCACGCCAGGUCCUACACCCCUGACACAGCCAGCCAGAAUUCACUUAUUGGAUUUAAACUGUUAAUGACGCCUUCAUCCGAGAACAAGCUUUAUUAAUAGCUCUAUUAUAUAAAUGUCUGUGUGACAACAAAGCUAUUGUAGGCUUCUUAGAAUGUAUAUAAAACACAGUAAUAUGCUAUUUACAGUCACUUUUGUACUUCUGUCACAUGGCUUUGUGCUUUAUGUAUUACAGUAUUUGUCUUUGCCUUUGUGUGCCUCUGUCCAGCACAAGCAAUUAAUUAAUUACCAACUUAUCAGAGGCAUUCUUGCCUGCCAUAUUAAAUAAAAAUAUCUUGCCAAGAAAUAUCUGGGAUUCCAAA